Molecule: messenger RNA, 2228 nt
Organism: Mya arenaria
Lineage: Eukaryota; Metazoa; Mollusca; Bivalvia; Myida; Myidae
Product: prostaglandin E2 receptor EP4 subtype-like
Exons: 2
Coding region: 573-1679 (368 amino acids)
Biological process (GO): positive regulation of cytosolic calcium ion concentration; inflammatory response; adenylate cyclase-activating G protein-coupled receptor signaling pathway
Cellular component (GO): plasma membrane
Molecular function (GO): G protein-coupled receptor activity
Source: RefSeq, a predicted model, not a curated record
GGUAAACUUGUUUUCACAUGGACAUGGAAAUGAAAUGAAUCAAUUACAUGUGAAGAGGAUUUAUUUGUUUCAUGUGUUUCGACUUCAGAUAAGGAAGACAGAGAAUUUGGAAAAACAACAAGAUCUAACAACAUCUAAGAAAAUAUUUUUUGUGAAUAUCAAUCUUCAUCAUAUUUAUUUGAGGUGUUUUUUUUCGUAACCAGUGAAGAAAAACGGUUCAACAUUGAAAUGCUUAUGUACACAGGACGAAAAACGACAAACAACUGUGUCGACAAGAGUAUCGUUAAUUUGACAUCUUUAAAGCUGUGGUAAAUUUCAAGAUCUCAAACACAGUAAAGCCACAUCAUUAAAACAGGUUAUAACACAACAGAGACGUGUGGCAUUACAUGGACUUUACAAGUUUAAUCACGAGAAGAGGAUUGAUACAGACAUAAUCAUUAUACUUGCUUUGGAGGCGAUAAAGAUGACAAUUAUAUAGAAACGAUGUAAUAUUUAUAUUAACCUCCGUGACCAGUACGUAUGAUUUGUCUACAAGUACGUUACGCGGUCAAAGUUGCAAAACGUCAGACAUAAUGCUUCUAAACGCAACCUCACCUGUUUUUCCAACAGUUUCUAGCGAAGUUGCUGAUGAUCCGCUAGUUUCGCUGAAAGUCCCGGCAAUAAUGUUUACAUCAGGAGUAUUUGGGAAUUCCCUUGCCAUUUUUGUGUUGCUGAGAGCACCAAAGGAGCAUAGAACGUCCGCCUUUUACCGUCUUGUUGGAGCGUUAGCUGCUACGGACCUAUUCGGAACAUGCGUGACGUCACCAAUAACGUUGAUCGUUUACGCGAACAAUCUUCAAUGGGUUGGCGGAACACCAGUGUGCAACUUCCAUUCAUUCAUGCUUUCUUUUGCUGGAAUGUCAACGGUUCUUAUGAUUGGAGUAAUGGCAAUUGAACGGUUCAUUUCCGUACUUAUGCCAUAUUUCUACGAAAACCACAUUACAAAGGAGCGAGCACAGCUCAGUAUUUUAGGGGUAUGGACGUUUGCCACUCUUAUUGCAUUUGCGCCUGUGAUUGGACUUGGCAAAAAUGUGAUACAAUACCCAGGGUCGUGGUGCUUCUUUUCCUUUACGUGCACAGAGGUGAAAAAUCAAAUUAUACCAUUUACCUUUGCCUUUACCGGACUUGCAGUGGUUUCAACCACGAUUUUCUCCAACAUUUUUGUUACUGUUUCACUUGUACGGCUUCGGGGAAGAUGUAUCCAAUCAGUUAGGCGCAAAUGCACUGGUGAGCUUCAAAUGGUGGUCCUUUUGCUUGGAAUAAUCGUUGUCUUCACAACUUGCUGGGGUCCUAUUUUGAUACGGAUACUGAUAAAUCAAAUAAGAAAGCAACAAGUCGACCUGAGAGCAGAUCUAUACGCUAUUCGACUAGCGUCGUUCAACCAGAUUCUCGACCCAUGGAUCUAUAUCUUAUUCCGCAAAGAACUGUUAAUUAAACCCAUGGUGUUUUUAAAAACUUGGAUGCAAAAUCAGUGUGCGUCAAUGGCAGGUGUAGAAGUGACGAAGGCACCAACCAAUGCUGAUAGGAAAUGCGUUUCCAAUCUUUGUAAUCCGGAAAACAGCUUCAAUCUAGUUCCAUUGAUAGAUAACAAUCAAGUUGGAAAUACGGUACCUGACAAGUUAAAAAGAGAAGCUGCCUGAUGCAGUGUAGCUAAAAUGUUAUUCAGUAUAUGUGAAACCCUUUACGAGCUGUUGGAAUCAUCCAUAAUUUAUGUAGCAUUUUCCCUAUGUUUUAAGAGGUUUUAUUUAAGAAGCAACCUUAAAACUGUUACUGAAUGGUAGUCGUCAAUACAUCUUAUUAAUAUGAAUUUCUUUGUGUAGACCAUUGUACCGCGUGUAUAAUGGUGAAUUAGGUUAUCAUUCAUAAUUUACAAACACUGUGAUAUUAAAAGUAAUUGCGUCGAUAAAUAUUGUACUACUGGAUCUUUUUGAAAUGGCGCAAUUAAUCAAAAUAUUAUUCUUGUGAACAACAAAUGCGAGAAGAUGCGCCUUAAAUAAAUAUAAUAAUAAUAAAAAUAAAUAUAGCCCUACUUAGUCUGCUAAAUUGAGAAGACCACUUUUUCAGCAAUUCCGCGACAGAAGGAUUUUUGCAUCAGACUGAAAUGGUAAAUAUACGGGAAUGUUUUACGUUAUACUUCCAAGCUGAGGAUAAUGAAUGAGUUGCAAAACAUUAGAGGACAUGUCAAUCAA